AGAAAGAGAACGUCUAGUAAUUGCCGUCCAUGACUGCAAUGUCAGAAGCAACGUCGACUCCCGCGCAACGGUACACCCUAGGAUCUCGAUAGCGGCGUGCGCGCAGUCGUCGUCGCGGCCUUAACCGCCAUGGGUCGUUCUCUCCGCACGUUUGCGGCCUACACGCAGCCGUUCGUAGUGAAAAAUGCCCGAUACGCAACCACCGGCUGCCCGUUCUCAAAACGGCAACGUUCCCAAAUAGCCCCAACUGCGGAAUUGAGUGAAGAAAUUUUCUCAAAUGCUAAACCUUACUCCGAAGUGCCUGGACCAAGACCGAUCCCGAUUCUGGGGAAUACGUGGCGGAUGGUGCCUAUAAUCGGGCAGUUCGAUAUUUCAGAAUUCGCGAAAGUGACCCAACAUUUUUUGGACACUUAUGGGAGGAUUGUGCGUUUAGGUGGCUUGAUUGGAAGACCGGAUCUGCUAUUCGUUUAUGAUGCGGAUGAAAUAGAGCGGAUGUACCGUCGGGAAGGGCCGACGCCGUUCCGUCCUGCUAUGCCUUGCCUCGUCAAAUAUAAGUCUGAAGUCAGGAAGGAUUUCUUCGGAGAACUGCCAGGAGUUGUUGGAGUACACGGAGAGCAAUGGCGUCGUUUUCGUUCGAAGGUCCAGCGCCCCAUACUGCAGCCACAAACAGUGAAGAAGUACGUGGCUCCCAUUGAAAUGGUGACAGAAGAUUUCAUCAAGUACAUGGAGAAAGCUCGCGAUGAAAACGGAGAUCUGCCUCAUGAGUUCGACAAUGAUAUUCAUAGAUGGUCGCUUGAGUGUAUCGGUCGCGUCGCCCUCGAUACCCGAUUGGGUUGUUUGUCUCCGGAUUUAACCAGCGAUUCGGAAACACAGCGCAUAAUUGAUGCGGCAAAAUUUGCGCUUAGGAAUGUUGCUGUGUUGGAACUUAAGGCGCCGUAUUGGAGAUACAUACCGACUCCGCUGUGGACGAGAUAUGUUAACAAUAUGAACUUCUUUGUAGAGCUUUGCAGCAAAUACAUCAACGAAGCUCUCGAACGGCUAAAAACAAAAAAAGUGACUUCAGAGAACGAUCUGUCUCUUCUGGAGCGAGUUCUAAGGAGUGAGGGAGAUCCAAAGAUCGCUACCGUCAUGGCGCUCGAUCUUAUUCUAGUUGGAAUUGAUACGAUAUCAAUGGCAGUUUGCUCAAUCCUGUACCAAGCGGCGACAAGGUUGAAGCAACAGGAGAAGAUGGCAGAGGAGAUCAGAAGAGUGCUACCAGAUCCCAGCAAGCCUUUGACUUACUCAGACUUGGAUAAACUACAUUACACCAAGGCAUUUGUUAGAGAAGUGUUUAGAAUGUAUUCUACUGUUAUUGGCAAUGGCAGAACACUUCAAGAAGACGACGUCAUUUGUGGUUACCACAUUCCUAAAGGCGUUCAAGUGGUAUUCCCCACUAUUGUGACGGGUAACAUGUCCCAGUUUGUCUCCGACCCUGAGGAGUUCAAACCCGAGAGGUGGCUGGAGAAUGAUGGCCGUCUGCAUCCCUUCGCCUCCCUUCCAUAUGGAUUUGGAGCCCGCAUCUGCCUCGGUCGAAGAUUUGCUGAUUUGGAAAUUCAAAUUCUUUUAGCGAAGUUAAUCCGCCGAUACCGUUUGGAAUACCAUCACGAGCCGCUCGACUAUGCUGUCACAUUCAUGUACGCACCCGACGGACCUCUGCGCUUGCGCAUGAUUGAACGAUAAGCUUACAAAUUGUAUUAAAAAUAAAAUAAUGUAAUAAUACUUGAAGUUAAUAAUUACAGGUGUAAUAAUAUUAUGUGUAUAUGUUUGUCAUAAGUAAUAUACUUAGAUAUCCACUAUAAGUCCUUGUUUUUUUUUAUAAUGUAACAAAAUUCAAUAUUCAUUAAUAAAGUAGGUACAUUAUGGAAAAAAAAUGAGAUUAAUCUACUUAUUUUUUGUAUAAUACGCCAAUGAAAUAAAAAUAAGUAUAAAAAGAGUUAUUUACAAAUCAAUUAAAACUAAGGUGUUUUCUGGUAAUUUAAUUACGUUAUUGUAAAUUAAUGUAAGUUUAAAACAUUCGUGUUUAACGCAAUCUGUAAAUAAAGAGCAUAUUUUUUU
Messenger RNA from Spodoptera exigua (beet armyworm), 2094 nucleotides. Lineage: Eukaryota; Metazoa; Arthropoda; Insecta; Lepidoptera; Noctuidae. The record is from the annotation of a GenBank genome assembly.